This is a messenger RNA of Neoarthrinium moseri, 942 nucleotides long. RefSeq lists its product as uncharacterized. The record is from RefSeq and is a predicted model, not a curated record. NCBI's taxonomy places the organism in Eukaryota, Fungi, Ascomycota, Sordariomycetes, Amphisphaeriales, Apiosporaceae. The coding region runs from base 1 to 942 and encodes 313 amino acids. The transcript is spliced from 4 exons.
AUGGCUCGCCUUCCUCCCGUUGAGAAACUCCCUCUUGCAGUUCGCAAGAACAUUCGUGAUGAAUGGGAUAACAAGAAAGGCGAUAUUGAGAAAGACCUUUCCGAUGUCCUGACCGUGCCAUGGACUGUGGAUGUGAAUCCGAACCAGAUAUAUGCCUACGCCAAGGAUGGCUAUGCCAAGGAUUCACUUGGAAGCUGUAUUGCUGAAUACAUCAAUAGCGCCAUUUACCAGCUGAAGUACUACUCUAGCAGCUUCGGCGAAGACGGUCUCAAAGAGCUUAACAGCAUUGCCUACAAACACACUGUGACACUAGAUAUCGAUGAGUCCAAGAGAUUCACCUACGCAGGUGUCGACAUUCACGAAGGUACCCUCCGCCUGCUGUUCGCCCCUGACAACCUCGCCGUCAACAUCAGCUACGCCUGUGAGAAGGAUACUCUCCUCAAGGCCUUGAAUGAAGCACCUGCCCCCGAGGGCUCUGCUGAGACUCUCAGCGUUGCUGCUCGCACAAGUAUCCGCCAGGACUAUGACCCAAAGAUCGAGGAGAUUCGUGCGAAGAUUGCCGCCCUCCUUGCUAAGCCAGACAUCAAGCUGAACCCCAACUUCGAGGACACCUUCGCUAAGCUCAAGCAAGAGAGCCAGACAAAGAAGAGCGAGCUUCGUGAGGACUGGCAGUUAAACAUUGGCAGAGUGGCCUGUGAUUACUUUGACGGUCUUGUGAGCCAACUCCAAUGGCAGAAGUUUGAGGAAGAUGAUCUCCUUCAGGAGGGUUUCAACGAAGCCAUCGACAAGGGCGAAAUCGUCUUCAGAAUCGUUGAGAAGCUCACUGAUGACUCAUACGGCGAGUGCCAGGUUGAGGAUGGUUUCUUAUAUCUUCAGUGCACUGCCAAGACAUGGGGAACAAAUACGACGUACGCUGCCCAAAAAUUGGUCGACAAACUCUAA